CAUGCAUCCACAGAUUCGGCUGGACAAGGUUAUAUAUUAUUAGCGCAGCUUCCUUUUUCCCCCUCCCCUACGCUCUUUGUCUCUCUGAUGGUUAUCAGAUACAGGAGGAGGAGACCACGUGCAAACCUGAACUUCAGCUGCAUUUCCCGCAAGCUGCAGCGCCACAUCACCCACCUCCAGGAACAGGAAUGGGAUGCUUACAUUUUGGGCUUUGUUGAAUUGCAUUAUGCAGCUUGAGAGUCAGGAAGUGGCAAAGCUGUACCAGACAGAGUUCAUCCGGAAUGCCCGAGCAGUGGGUGUCCUGUGGGCUGUGUGCACCCUUUGCUUUGCAGUGAUUGAAGUUGUCAUCCUCAUUCAGCCAUCGUGGGUGGCCACUGGAGAGCUCCAUUUCAGGCCAGAGCAGUUCAAAAGCCCAGAGCAGAUGCCACAGUCGGGCUACUUUGGUUUGUAUGAGAUCUGCAUAGAAACUGACUGGAUGGUACCAGAAUGCAAAGGUUCACUGGCCUCCCUCUCACCCAUCCCGGCCUUCAAGACCGCGGCCGUCUUCAUCUGUAUGUCACUUGUAAUGGUGUGGAUCAGCGUUGGCUGUCUGGUUCUUUUCCGAUUUUGUAAUUCAGCCACCAUCUACAAGGUCUGUGCGUGGCUGCAACUGUCAGCAGGGUUUUGCUUGGCUGUCGCAUGCCUGGUUUUCCCAGACAGCUUAGACACCCCCGAGGUACACACACUGUGUGGAAAUGGGGUUGGCAGCUUCUCCUUGGGCCGCUGUUCUGUGCACUGGGCCUUUGUCCUAGCCAUACUGGGAGUGCUGGAUGCCUUCAUACUAUCUACUCUGGCUUUUGUUUUGGGAAAUCGGCAAGAUGCUCUUCUUCCCCAGGACUUUAAUCCCCAUGCCAAAGAUUUGCCUGAAACCUAGAGGAGAUGCGGUUUUACCAAGAUUUCUAGAAAACAGAUUGGACACCGAUGAAAACAAAACAUCCUCAAUAACUCAGCCCCGUUCCCAGAUCUCAGCAGCACUGGGAGGAAAAAAAUCUCUACGCAUCCUACUUACAUAAUCUGAGCUGUUGUUAUGGCAACUGCUACUUGGCAACCUCCUCCUGCAGAACCGCGUCCCCAGAGUACCAAAGGAGGUUUGAUUCAUGCAGCAGGGAGUGAAUGAGUGAGCUCAGCCUCGGGAGCGCUAGGUGUUCAUUCUGUACCUUUCCCUGAAAGAAAAUGUUAAUAAUUCACGGUUAGUAGCAUAUUGUAUUGUCUUCAAAAGGUAACUGUGUUUUUUGUUUAAGGUUAAAAAAAAAUGAAACCUAGUGUGGCAGAGUAAGACGACAAAACUGCCACAAAGAGCUCCAGCUUGAUGAAGUGCUAUCAAAAGCAGGUGAUGAAAAUGACAGCCAGCAUCCAAAAUGCUGCCAAUAAUAAAUAAAUAAAAGAGAAAAGAGGUUUGAGGAAAACCUAUGCCUGUUGUGGUCAUGCCUUUAUUUGUAGUAGGUAGUCGGUGGCGAAAGAGUGUGCAUACCGUGA
This is a messenger RNA of Erpetoichthys calabaricus (reedfish), 1515 nucleotides long. RefSeq names its product LHFPL tetraspan subfamily member 4b (gene lhfpl4b). Lineage: Eukaryota; Metazoa; Chordata; Cladistia; Polypteriformes; Polypteridae. The transcript is spliced from 4 exons. The record is from RefSeq and is a predicted model, not a curated record. Gene Ontology annotation, biological process: sensory perception of sound. Gene Ontology annotation, cellular component: plasma membrane. The coding region runs from base 194 to 913 and encodes 239 amino acids.